Molecule: messenger RNA, 2588 nt
Organism: Sphaeramia orbicularis (orbiculate cardinalfish)
Lineage: Eukaryota; Metazoa; Chordata; Actinopteri; Kurtiformes; Apogonidae
Gene: dachc
Product: dachshund c
Exons: 11
Coding region: 220-2055 (611 amino acids)
Biological process (GO): regulation of transcription by RNA polymerase II
Cellular component (GO): transcription regulator complex; nucleus
Molecular function (GO): DNA-binding transcription factor activity, RNA polymerase II-specific; RNA polymerase II cis-regulatory region sequence-specific DNA binding
Source: RefSeq, a predicted model, not a curated record
UCUCCAGCUCGGAGACAAGCCUCCUCUCAUUCUGAUUCAACUAUGUGAUGUGUUUUUUCUGUCUUUUCUCCUAUCUCUUCUUUUAUCCCCAUCUCCUCAUCGUCACUCAAUGCGCACUUCUCCCUCGCGCAUCGCCAGCACUUGUUAGACAAAGUUACUUUGCAGAUAGUUGACUCUGAAGUUUACUUUUUUUGUAGUUUUUACUUUAAAUUCUAGGACAUGACUACCAUGGCAUCUCCGGCCGCUCCGACGCUUCUCCCCGCUGCUCCUCUCGGUCACCACCCGACGCCGAGUUCCGUUUCUCCGGCCACCAACUCCCCUCCACCUGCGGCCACCUCCGCCGCGUCCUCCCCGGCUCCUCCGGUGGCUCACCCGGCGCUGCUUCACCCCUUCAGAGGGGAGCUCUUACUACCGAACGGGACCCCAUUAAAGAGCGGAGGAGCGCCGGUGUCCAGCGGCUCUAAGCCCGUGUACGCCACCCCGUCGCCCGUGGAGAGCACACCGCAGAACAACGAGUGUAAACUGGUGGAGGUGAAAGGGGCCAAACUGGCCUCGUUCACGGUCAAAGACACGGAGCUCAUCUGCCUGCCACAGGCUUUCGACGUGUUCCUCAAGCACCUGGUCGGCGGGCUCCACACCGUGUACACCAAGCUGAAAAGGCUGGACAUUACCCCGGUGGUGUGCAACGUGGAGCAGGUCCGGGUCCUUCGGGGUCUGGGGGCCAUACAGCCCGGGGUGAACCGGUGCAAACUCAUCUCCAGGCAGGACUUCGAGACGCUCUACAGCGACUGUACUAAUGCAAGUUCGAGGCCUGGACGACCGCCCAAGAGGCUCCAGAGUGUGACAGAGGGCGGGACUCACCACAUGCUGUCCCACACUGGUCUUAUGCAUGCUGGGAUCAUGCCCCCUGCAGAUCUGUCUGCCCUGGCCAAAAAGAUCAAGCUGGAAGCAAUGGGCGGUUACCACAGUAACCAACAACAUGGCGGGCCAAAUGGAGAGAACGGCGAUCACAAUCCUGGACUGGUUCUCGACCAACUACCCUUCAUGAUGAUGUCACAUCCUCUGAUCCCUGCCAGCCUGGCGCCCGCCUCCGUUUCCAUGGCAAUGGGCCAGAUGAACCGACUGAGCACACUGGCAAGCAUGGCCAACGUGGCACAGCUCCACACCAAGCCCCCCGCCAGGGCUCCCACCUCCGUCAUUAAGGAGCGAAUGCGUGACAGUCCCUCCCCAUCGCCCUCAUUGGAGGAAGCGCAGAUGUCAUCCAAUCACAGCAGCAGUGUGUCAAGUUCACCAUCUCACACAGAACGCACAGCAGAAAUUGCGCACUCAUUCCAUGAUGGGCUGUUAGGACAUUCCCCCAGUGUACAGGGGACCAGAGAGACAGAUACUUCAGUGGAAUACAGCAAAGACGGCAAGAGGGGCCACACUGACAGAGAUAACAGCUCCUUGGCUGCUCAGACAACCAGGGAAGCCUGUGACAGACAAGUCUACCAGAAACCCCCUUCAGGCAGGGAGGCCUGUGAGAGGGUUUCUUACCCUGCGGGACAGAAGCUCCCAGCAGGUCUCCACCACACUCCCUUCAUCUUCCCUGAAGGCUUGUCCUCCAUAGAGACUCUGCUCACGAACAUCCAGCAGGGUCUGCUGAGGGUUGCCAUAGAAAACGCCCGAGCGCAGGAGAAGCAGGACCAGCUGGAGAGGACGGAGCUGAAGAUGGAGCUGGUCCGAGAGAGGGAGCUCAGAGAGACGCUGGAGAGACAGCUGAGCAUGGAGCAGAAAAACAGAGUUUUGAUCCAAAAGCGCCUGAAGAAGGAAAAGAGAAGUAAGAGGAGACUACAGGAGGCCUUGGAGGAGGAGGUGAAACUUCGUGAUCAGGCAGAGCACAGCCUUCUGCACAACGCCGCCACACACACAGGCCAUCAAUCAUCAGCAGCGGCUCCUCACACAGAGUCUGUGACCCAGGACGUGGACGGGAGCAACCAUGAUGACAACAGGCUGGACACCAAGGCAACAGUACAAGAGGGCAGAGUGUUUCUGCAGACUGCUGGGAUGUACUGAAGAUGAGACAAUAGAGAUCGGAUGAAUGGAUGAAUGGAUGGAUGAAUGAAAAGAAGAUCAACAAAGUGAUUCGUCUUUUAUGAGACGUGCAGUCGACAGGCGUUUUUUUGUGUGGUCGCGCCGUGACAUCCCAGAUACACAUCUCCGCCUCCUCAAGAGGACAUCCCUACAUUUCAAGGGUGACACUUCCCAUUGUUUUCUCGUUUUAUUUAUUGCAUUUAUCACCGAAUCUUGGCAGUAGUGGGAACAGUACUUUAUUCUGAUGAUGUGUUUGACUGUGUUUCUUUCAAUCAAGGUUUUUAGAUCCUAGAUGAAGAUGACCAUAGUUGUUUUUUGUCAGUGCUGUUUAUCUGAACACAAGUGAUAAAUAUAACUUGUAACAGAGUUGUGUACAUAUAUAGUCAUCAUUUUUGUUAUUAUUAUCAAAAAAAAAUAUAAUGGCAUGUUGUACAGUCAGUAAAUGACUUGUAUUGUGUAUGUUAUGCAGUAGUGCAGUUUGACAAUACAAACAAUACAAAUCCUUUUUAUGAAAA